GGAUUUAGUUUCGUAAAGCACAUUAGGCAUCUUUUUGUGCCGUCGAGCCAGGGUUUUGUAAAAUUCAGUUCAUAGAUGGGUGUUAAGUAUGCCGGGUGAGUUGCUAAAGCCUAUGGUUAGGGGAUUCAAAAGAGGACCGACAAAGAUGAACGGACUUCGGUUUUCACUGUUAUCUUAUUGGUUGGAAUUCGAAGUUAAGCGAAGUAAAUCUGUUUAGGUUGGACUCUGGGAACAUGGCGGAAAAGUUUCUGUUCCUAGUCCUCUGUCUCUGGUGCCCGGGAGUGAUUUCUUCGAGCGGGUUAGUAAGAGUAGCCUUGAAGAAGCAACCUCCAGAUCUUUUCAGUAUAAGUGCAGCUAGAGAUAAUGGCAGAGCCGGGAAAUACGUCGUAGCGCAGCAGAGUCACGCUGUUUUGGAUGAUGUUUCUUUAAAGACUUCCUUAGAUGCACAGUAUUUUGGAGAGAUCGGAAUUGGCUCGCCUCCUCAGAACUUUAGUGUCAUCUUUGACACCGGCAGUUCCAACCUUUGGAUACCUUCAUCAAACUGUUACUUCUUCUCUACUGCUUGCUUUCUACAUCCUAGAUACAACCAUAGCCAGUCCAGUACAUACAGUCCAAAUGGAAAACAUUGCAAGAUCCCGUAUGGCUCUGGAUUCAUUUGGGGGUAUCUCAGUGAAGAUGUUGUGCGAGUUGGGAAACUUCAUGUGAAGAAUCAAGUAGGGGUCUUCAUUGAAGCUGUCACUGAGUGGAGUCUUACUCUCGCGUUAGCGAAAUUCGACGGGAUUCUCGGGCUUGGCUUUCGGGAAAUAUCAGCCGCAAAUGCUUUGCCAAUCUGGUACAACAUGGUGCAACAAGGCUUAGUUAGCCAAAAGAUCUUCUCUUUCUGGCUGAAUCGAGGUUCGGUGUCUACUGAGGGCGGAGAAAUUGUUUUCGGAGGUGUCGAUCCAAAACACUUCAGAGGCAAUCACACUUAUGUUCAGGUCACACAAAGGGGUUACUGGCAGAUUCCACUUGGCGAUUUUCUCAUUGGAAACAAGUCUACAGGGGUCUGCAGUGGUGGUUGUGCUGCCGUCGUGGAUUCAGGCACAUCGUUCGUUGCUGGACCGACGGCAAUUCUAGCCGAAAUCAACAAAGCAAUCGGUGCGAAAGCACUCGUGAGCAUGGACUGCGAGCAAGUGGUGUCCGAGUAUGGGGAUCUGAUGUGGGAUCUACUGAUAUCCGGCCUGGAACCCGAGAAGGUUUGCUCAAGCAUCGGUCUGUGUUCUCAUAACAACUCGUGGCGCGGCAGUGAGAUAAUCAAAGAGGUAGUCGAAAGCAAAAGCGCCGGCGAAUCGAAAGUCAGUGAGGACUUUUUCUGCUCCUCAUGUGAGAUGGCCGCUCUGUGGAUCCAUACCAAGCUCCUACAGAACGACACAAAAGAAAGGAUAUUCAUAUACAUCAACAAGUUGUGUGAGACCUUGCCAAAUCUGAUGGGACAAGUAGCUGUCGACUGCGACAGCAUUCCGACCAUGCCGUCGGUUUCCUUCAUAAUCGGAAACAGAUCUUUCGAAUUGAAUUCCAAACAGUAUAUAAGGAGAGUCCGAGGAGGACAUUCGGCCGUCUGCGUCAGCGGGUUCGUGCCCUUAGAAGUCCCUCCUCCUCAGGGCCCCCUCUGGGUGCUCGGAGAGAUCUUCAUGGAAGCAUACCACACCGUAUUCGACUUCGGCAAUCUCCGCAUAGGAUUCGCGGAUGCAGCAUGGUACUAGCAGGCGUCGCCUCGCGCAUCGGCACUAGAUUGUGCGGAAAGAAAGUCUCUGGGGACAUCAUUGGGACUGUACGAGAUCAAGUAAUGCGUAAGCUAUUGAAGGUUUGUAGAGAGUGGCAUUUGACGGUAUUUGACUUGUGGAAAGAGUGAAAAAGGAAGGAAGAU
Messenger RNA from Rhodamnia argentea, 1906 nucleotides. Its product is annotated as aspartic proteinase oryzasin-1-like. Gene Ontology annotation, molecular function: aspartic-type endopeptidase activity. Gene Ontology annotation, biological process: lipid metabolic process; proteolysis. The transcript has 13 exons. The record is from RefSeq and is a predicted model, not a curated record. NCBI's taxonomy places the organism in Eukaryota, Viridiplantae, Streptophyta, Magnoliopsida, Myrtales, Myrtaceae. Bases 234 to 1742 code for a protein of 502 amino acids.